ACUACUUUCCUCUCCUCCCGCAGGAAAUUUUCCUGCGUCUCUGACGGAUUAUCUCACGUCAAGUUGUGACAUGACAUUCAGCGGCGGCCGCUGAGCUUCUGUGCAUACUUGAAUGCUCGAGACUUCAGCAAAAAGCAAAGGUUAUUCUAACAUUCAGCUAAGGUGGGAGGGAGAGUGAGGGCCUCUGGCGCUUUUCCAGCAGCACAAGCACGAUCCGGAUAACCUCUCUCCGAAAGCCUUUUCAAGAAGCAGGUUGUGUAGAGAUCGAUCAUUAUCCAUUAGAUCUUAACUACUUGAUAGACCUACCGUCACCUAGUAGACUAAACUCUAAGAUAGUGCACCAUCUUUCCGAGCCGCCAUGGCGGCCAGGACAAUCCCCACAGCUAGACAUGCCUCCCUCACCCUCCUCCUCCUCGUCGCUUCCUCCGCUCUUCCGCUCCGCGCCUCCGCGAGCCAGCUGGGCGACGGCUAUUGGUUCGCGGUGGGGAAUCAGAUCCUGGACGAGGCGGGCCGCGUCGUGAAAUUCUCGGGCGUCAACUGGAACGGCUUCGACGCCGCGAAUUGCGUCGCGGACGGGCUAUGGGCGCGGGGGCUCGGCGAAUACCUCGACCAGAUGGCGUCGCUCGGGUUCAAUCUCAUUCGCCUGAAUUUCGCCACGUCGUGCAUUUCGCCGUCCAUUCGCCCGUCCGACGGAUCGAUUGAUUACAGCAAGAAUCCGGAUCUCGAGGGGCUGACGACGCUCGAGGUGAUGGACGCGGUGAUCGCGGGCGCGAAGCAGCGCGGCAUACGCGUUAUACUCAGCAACUCUCGCGUGAGCCCCGCGCUUCCGCCCGACUACCCCGCGGACGCGGGGCUCUGGUUCGACCUUGGGAACCCGGAGCGCGUGUGGCUGGAUAACUGGAAUCUGCUGGCAUCGCGCUACUACGGCGAGCGCACCGUGGUCGGCGUCGAUCUGUUCAACGAGCCGCACCGCGACCCGUCGCACCCCGACGUCACGUGGGAGGCGGAUGGCGUGAACGAGCCGUACAACUGGCGCACCGCCGCCAAGAGGGCCGCGGACGUGGUGCAGAGAGUCAACCCCGACCUGCUCAUCUUCGUGCAGGGCAUGGACGGAGACGACUGCUGGUGGGGCUCGAACCUGCGGCCUGUCUAUUUCUACCCGCUCAAGCUCAACGUCCCCUACAAGCUGGUCUACUCCAUCCACGACUACGGCCCCAUGGUGAAGGACGGCCAGCCAUGGCUGUACGACCCCGCGUUCCCCGCGAACCUCGAGGGCUACUGGGACGAGCUGUGGGGCUACGUGGCGGACCAGGAGAUCGCGCCGGUGUGGAUUGGCGAGUGGGGGAGUGUGCUGCCCGUUGGGGGGACCGACGAGCUGAGCCAGAGGGAGAUGAAGUGGGUCAACGCGCUCAGACACUAUAUCAGGAAGAAGUCUCUGUCAUGGACGUGGUUCACGUGGGGCCCCAACUCCAAGGACACGGGCGGCGUGCUGACGGACGACUGGGACACGGUGGAGCAGGGCAAGAUGGAGGUGCUGGGGCCCGUCAUGCACCCGCUCUUCGGCCCCUCCGUUGGAGAGCGGCCCGCAGUGGCGCCGCGGCACGGGCUGCUGAUCGUGUACGCCCCAGAGAACGCCCCUGGGAUCACCAUGCCAGUUGCCGCAGAAAGGCCUGCAGUCACGCCACUGCAUUCUCCGGAAAAUGCCACUGGGAUCGCUGCUCCUGUUGCUCAAGCCAAGCAACGGCCAGUCUCAGAUUCAUACUUCAAAUCGAGCCCACCAUCCGUCAGGGCCUCAUGGCUUCCCCUUGCAACGGCAGCAAGUGCAUGCUUGUUACUGCUAGCAAUUAUCGCUUAGUACAGCUUGUGAACAAUGUAAGUCAGAUACAUCAUGGGUCGUCUGAAUUGUGUGGGGUUCUCUUAGCUUGUAUCAGUACCGUAAACGCCUGGAUAUAUGACCGUAGGGUAUUUUUUCGUACACUAGCUAAAAAAGGAGGUGAGUCUUG
Molecule: messenger RNA, 2003 nt
Organism: Closterium sp. NIES-67
Lineage: Eukaryota; Viridiplantae; Streptophyta; Zygnematophyceae; Desmidiales; Closteriaceae
Source: the annotation of a GenBank genome assembly